AUGGCUACACCCGAGUCUCAUUGCAAAACUGCGGAUGUUGAUCUCCGGAUCCUCUUUGGCAGCGUCGAGAAUGGCAGUGGUAAUCUUCGAGAGUGUCGGGCACUCCGAUCGGAGCUUGUCUUCGAAUUCUGUAUCUCCGCUUGCCAAGUGAACGAAUCAGCGCUUGACAAUCCUGAUGGUAGUGGUGCGCUCGCUCAAUCUGCAGUUGAUGUUGCGAGCUGCAGCCGUUGCUCAAAUGCCGCCACGCCAUUCAUAGAAGAUGACAGCCCAAAGUUGCUCUUGCCUAACUGA
This is a messenger RNA of Necator americanus (New World hookworm), 291 nucleotides long. RefSeq lists its product as uncharacterized. The record is from RefSeq and is a predicted model, not a curated record. NCBI's taxonomy places the organism in Eukaryota, Metazoa, Nematoda, Chromadorea, Rhabditida, Ancylostomatidae. Bases 1 to 291 code for a protein of 96 amino acids. The transcript has a single exon.